This is a messenger RNA of Magallana angulata, 1581 nucleotides long. Its product is annotated as angiopoietin-1-like. The record is from RefSeq and is a predicted model, not a curated record. The transcript is spliced from 11 exons. NCBI's taxonomy places the organism in Eukaryota, Metazoa, Mollusca, Bivalvia, Ostreida, Ostreidae. The coding region runs from base 13 to 1560 and encodes 515 amino acids.
CAACAAUUCACAAUGUGGACACUGGUUGUUAUCACGAUGGUUGUGUGGGGUGUUGAUGCCAAGGGAAUCAAACUUCACCUCUCAGAUGAGAUGAAGUCCAUGUUGGGGAAAUCCGACUGGGACCACCAGGACACAGCUCUGUCCAUUCAUGGACCGGUUACUCUAGAUAUUCAUUCCAGCUUUAAACUGAAGAAGGGACGAUUGUUUCUAAAGUCAAAAUUUAACAGCCAACACAAGGACUGUGCGCACAUUAAGAAACACUGGCCGACGAGUGGAGAUGGCGUGUACACAAUUUACCCAACCCCGGGGACAAACAAGACUGUGUUCUGUGACAUGACCACUGAUGGAGGGGGGUGGACGGUAAUACAAAAAAGAAUAGACGGAGAAACAGACUUCUUCAGAAACUGGAAAGGUUACAAAAAUGGAUUUGGUCACGCUGAUCAUGAGUACUGGUUGGGAAACGACGCCAUACAUGCACUGACAAAAGAUAAAAACCAGAUUCUUAGAAUUGAUAUGAUGAAAUUUUCGGGAAAGAAAGGUCAUGCGACAUAUUCGUCAUUUUUUGUUGAUAACGAGGCUUACAAGUAUAAAAUGACGCUUGGGAGUUUUAACGGAACCAAGGGUUUGGGAGAUAGUUUGAAACAUUCAAACAACUCAUACUUCAGUACAACGGAUAGGGAUAAUGACAACGGAGGUGGCAGUUGUGUACAAUCAUAUAAAUCUCCAGGAUGGAUGAAUAGCUGUUUUGAAGCCAAUUUGAAUGAUGAGAUGAAGUCCAUGUUGGAGAAAUCCGACUGGGACCACCAGGACACAGCUCUGUCCAUUCAUGGACCGGUUACUCUAGAUAUUCAUUCCAGCUUUAAACUGAAGAAGGGACGAUUGUUUCUAAAGUCAAAAUUUAACAGCCAACACAAGGACUGUGCGCACAUUAAGAAACACAGGCCGACGAGUGGAGAUGGCGUGUACACAAUUUACCCAACCCCGGGGACAAACAAGACUGUGUUCUGUGACAUGACCACUGAUGGAGGGGGGUGGACGGUAAUACAAAGGAGAAUAGACGGGAAAACAGACUUCUACAGAAACUGGAAAGAUUACAAAAACGGGUUUGGACAUGCUGAUCACGAGUACUGGUUGGGAAACGACGCCAUACAUGCUCUUACAAAAGAUAAAAAUCAAAUUCUUAGAAUUGAUAUGAUGAAAUUUUCGAGGGAAAAAGGUCAUACGACGUAUUCCUCAUUUUUUGUGGAUAACGAGGCCAACAAGUACAAACUGACGCUUGGAAGUUUCAACGGAACCAGGGGUUUAGGAGAUAGUUUUCGCAGUUUAAACAACAUGUACUUCAGUACAAAGGAUAGGGAUAAUGACAAGGACGAUAGUCGCCAUUGUGUACAAAGAUACAAAUCACCGGGGUGGAUGAAUGGCUGCUUUGCUGCCAAUUUGAAUGGUGUGUACAAAACCUCUCUCAGCGAUUACACGGAAUUACACUGGCAAAAAUGGGGAAAGGACGUGUCGCUAAAGUCGGCAAAAAUGAUGAUACGACCCAAGCAAACCAAUUACUAGUAAUUGAUAUAGCAAAAACAA